AUGAAAGAGACCCAGAGAGAUAAAGCCGGAGACGAGAAAUAAUCAAAGCGCGAGGGGGAGGCGAGGGGGGCGAGAGAGAGCGAAGAGCCGGACUGGGAGGAGAGAGCGGCCGAGUGGAGGGAAGGGAAGUAGUUGUGCGCACGAGUGUGUGCGUGUGCGCGCGUGUGCAGGGCGGGCGGGCGGGCGGGGGCCGGCUCCUCCUCCCCAGCCCGCUCCUCGCUCCUCGCCAACUCCGGGCCCAGCCGCGGGGGCGCACGGCGGGCGGACAGCAUGCUGAGCCUCCUCGUCUGGAUCCUCACUCUCUCCGACACUUUCUCCCAAGGGACCCAGACGCGCUUCAGCCAGGAGCCAGCCGAUCAGACCGUGGUGGCCGGACAGCGGGCCGUGCUCCCCUGCGUGCUGCUCAACUACUCGGGGAUCGUGCAAUGGACCAAGGACGGGCUGGCGCUGGGCAUGGGCCAGGGACUCAAAGCCUGGCCACGGUACCGGGUCGUGGGCUCCGCGGACGCCGGGCAGUACAACCUGGAGAUCACAGAUGCCGAGCUCUCUGACGAUGCCUCUUACGAAUGCCAGGCCACGGAGGCCGCCCUGCGCUCCCGGCGGGCGAAGCUCACCGUGCUCAUCCCCCCUGAGGACACCAGGAUCGAUGGAGGCCCCGUACUGCUGCUGCAAGCAGGCAUCCCCUACAACCUCACGUGCCGAGCCUUUAACGCCAAGCCUGCGGCGACCAUCAUCUGGUUCCGGGAUGGGACGCAGCAGGAGGGCGCUGUGGCCAGCACGGAGCUGCUGAAGGACGGGAAGAGGGAGACCACCGUCAGCCUGCUGCUCAUCAACCCCACAGACCUGGACAUCGGGCGUGUCUUCACCUGCCGCAGCAUGAACGAGGCCGCCCCCAGCGGCAGGGAGACCUCCAUUGAGCUUGAUGUGCACCACCCUCCCACGGUGACCCUGUCCAUCGAGCCACAGACGGUGCAGGAGGGCGAGCGUGUUGUCUUUACGUGCCAGGCCACAGCCAACCCUGAGAUCCUGGGCUACAGAUGGGCCAAGGGCGGCUUCUCCAUUGAAGAUGCCCAUGAGAGUCACUAUGAGACAAAUGUUGACUAUUCCUUCUUCACGGAGCCUGUGUCCUGUGAGGUUUACAACAAAGUGGGCAGCACCAACGUCAGCACUUUAGUGAAUGUCCACUUCGCCCCCCGGAUUGUGGUUGACCCUAAACCUACGACUACAGACAUUGGCUCUGAUGUGACGCUCACCUGUGUCUGGGUUGGGAACCCCCCCCUCACCCUCACCUGGACCAAAAAGGACUCCAACAUGGGGCCCAGGCCUCCUGGCUCCCCACCCGAGGCUGCUCUCUCUGCCCAGGUGCUGAGUAACAGCAACCAGCUGCUGCUGAAGUCAGUGACUCAGGCAGACGCCGGCACCUACACCUGCCGGGCCAUCGUGCCCCGCAUCGGAGUGGCCGAGCGGGAGGUGCCGCUCUACGUGAACGGGCCCCCCAUUAUCUCCAGCGAGGCGGUGCAGUACGCUGUCAGGGGAGACGGCGGCAAGGUGGAGUGUUUCAUCGGGAGCACACCUCCCCCAGACCGCAUUGCGUGGGCCUGGAAGGAGAACUUCCUGGAGGUGGGGACCCUGGAACGCUACACUGUGGAGAGGACCAACUCCGGCAGCGGGGUGCUGUCCACACUCACCAUCAACAACGUCAUGGAGGCCGACUUUCAGACCCACUAUAACUGCACUGCCUGGAACAGCUUCGGGCCAGGCACCGCCAUCAUCCAGCUGGAGGAGCGAGAGGUGCUGCCUGUGGGCAUCAUCGCCGGAGCCACCAUCGGCGCGGGCAUCCUGCUCACCUUCUCCUUCGUGGUCUUGGUGUUCUUCCUCUACCGGCGUCGCAAAGGCAGUCGCAAGGACGUGACCCUCAGGAAACUGGACAUCAAGGUGGAGACGGUGAACCGUGAGCCACUCACCAUGCACUCUGACCGGGAGGACGACACCGCCAGCGUCUCCACAGCCACCCGCGUCAUGAAAGCCAUCUACUCAUCCUUCAAGGACGACGUGGACUUAAAGCAGGACCUGCGCUGUGACACCAUCGACACCCGGGAGGAGUAUGAAAUGAAGGACCCCACCAAUGGCUACUACAACGUGCGCGCCCACGAGGACCGGCCGUCCUCCCGGGCGGUGCUCUACGCGGACUACCGCGCCCCCGGCCCCGCCCGCUUCGACGGCCGCCCGUCCUCCCGCCUCUCGCACUCGAGCGGCUACGCGCAGCUCAGCACCUACAGCCGCGCGCCCGCCGCCGACUACCCCGAGCCCGCGGCCCCCGGCCCCGCCGCGCCCGCCGGCGCCGACACGGCCAGCCAGCUGUCCUACGAGAACUACAGCUCCCACCCCUUCCCCGGGGCGACGGGGUACCCCACCUACCGCCUGGGCUACCCCCAGGGCCCCCCCUCCGGCCUGGAGCGGACCCCCUUCGAGGCCUACGACCCCAUCGGCAAGUACGCCACGGCCACGCGCUUCUCCUACACGUCGCAGCACUCGGACUACGGCCAGCGCUUCCAGCAGCGCAUGCAGACGCACGUGUAGCCCGCGGGGACCGCGUGGAAGGGGCGGGCGGGCGUCUCUGCGGGGCAGAGCAGACGCGGUUCCCUGAUAUUCAGGGGCGUUGCUCGUCGCUCCUGUCCCCGACCAGCCGUCCUCCUUCCGCCGUGGCAGGUGGGGGACAGGUCUCCCCCGAAACACCCACCCGAGGUGCUGCCCAGCCUCCUGGGCCCGCCCUUCCCUCUGCGCGGGAGGGUGUGUCUCUGACCUGCCCCCAGGGGGUGGGGCCGGGGAGGGUGAAGGUUGUGGGGAGCAGAGGAGGGGGGGCACUUUUUGGCAUUCCUAUCCCUUCCCAUCCCGCCCCUCUUGUCUCCCGGGGCGGGCGUGCAGGGGGUUCGUGUGGGAGUGGUGGGCUCUGGCCUGGGGACUUGCAGUGGAGGGUGAGUGGCCCUGGCACAUAGAGGUGGAAACAGGAUGGCCUGGCCGGUCCUCUGUCGUCUGCAUUUAUACCCCGUGUACCCCCCCCCCCGCCCCCCCUCAGGACUGCAGAAGGGCCCUGGGGUUUAUUUUACCUCUGUCUAGAGAACAGCCCUGGCACUGAGUUCAAAUCCAGCCCUCCUCCAGUGAGAUGAAAAUGCCCGCCAUCCUGGCAGCCCACUGCGGACGCCCGUCUGUCAGUCUACAGCGGGAUCCAGGUGUCCCCAUAGCUGCCCCCUUUCCUUCCCUGUGCUGGGCUGGCCAGACAUGUCAGGGGUCACCGUGGAAGAAGGAAAGGCCAGGGACUGUGUCCUGACUCACCAGCAAGACGACUGUGAGUGACCUAGCAGUUUCCAGAACCCAUGCCAGGGGAGCCCACCCACGCCCCUUUCUCUCCCCAGUCUGCCCCACUUCCUGGUUUGAAUUCCUGCCUGGGGAGAUGUGGGUGAGAGGGUAGGAGUACUGUAGGCUAUUUUUUCAAAGAAAAACAAAACAAAACCCCAACAAUAAUAAACAUCUCAUUUGGGAAAAAAAGGUAAUAAAGCUGUAGGGGGUCCCCCGCCCAAAUAGAAGUCUCCCGUGGGGAGGAUAGGGCACCUGCUCUCCACCAGAUCCCUGGCACCGACCAUUCCUCUGUCUCCGAGCACUUUGUCUCAGUCUUUAAACAUCCCGUGGUGAGACCUGGCUUGCGGAUGGGCUCCGACAGGCUGAGGGAGGGGACUGGCUCUCAGACACCUGUACCAGCCCAAGCCCACGGCUGCCUGGAGGCCACCUUCCGGGGGGUGGGGGGAGAUGUGCUCUUCACACAGGUUUUGCUUAAGCGUCUUUUUUCCCCUCUUGGAUCAAUCCUAUUCCUCCGCUUGCAGUGCCUUGAGCUCGGGUUGGCCGGCCCUGUGUGGGAGACUUGCAGGGAGGGGGCAUUCUGAGCCCCAGACACUGUCAAGUGUUGGCAGAUUUUAGGGGACAGAGGGGUCAGGGCGCCUGGUAAAAGGCAGGGCCGACUGGGUUAGGUGGCUCAGAGGGCACUGCAGGCGGCCGUGGCCCAUGCUGACACCCACACAUGCACGCACACAGUCCCCAUGGCUCUCAGCCGCCGCCUGCUAACCAAAGAGAACCAGCACUCCAAAGAAAACCCGUGUGGACCUCCCCCACCCCAGAGCAGGGCCUGGAGUGCACCCCAACUCGCUCAGCCCUACGACACAGGUGGGGCCUCCUGUGUGAUGCCCAGAAUGCGCGUCGGCCUUUCUCGUGGUCGCCAUUCAUGAUCGAGUUCGCUUUCAUGAGUUACGCGCCCAUCGGCCACGGGCACCCUUUGGAUGGGUCUGUGAGUGACAUUCCUGGCCUCGCAGCUACCUCUGUCCUCCAGGAGGGGCCCGAGCCCUGGCGACCUGCCCUUUUGGAAAUGUCCUGGCUCCUUCCCGUACCCCCCCCCCCCCGCCCCCACCGGAAGCUGACACCGCCCUGCGCAGUCCUUGUGUGUGAGCUCAGUGAGAAGGCCCGUUAAGGGUGCGGGCUCCUCCGCAAAUUCAUGCAUCUUGAUUUACAGAAUCCCAAAGCCGGGGGUGAUCUGUUACACAGGAAUAUUCCAACAGUCGUUUUUGUCUGGGGUUUGGUCAGAGUCUCCUGUUUCCCCCUUUUCGGUUGCAGCGUUGGGCCCCUUCUGUUGAAAUGAUGGAGAGGAGGGGGCCAAGGUCACUGGGUCACUCAGCUGGCGUUGAGGGAGCAUUCAUCUUCUGAGGCCUGAGACAGAGCCACUUCACUGUUCGCUGUCCCUUAACCUUCACUGGGGCCUCCUGGGUACCAAGCAAGGGAGGCAUUUUCCUGCCCAGCGACCACUUACAAGGGGAAGCCUGCAGGCUGAGGUGUGGGGACUGGGGGCAAGGCCUGAGGACAGCUGAGCCCUCUGUGGCGGGGCCUGUGGGAAGGGCAUGUGGCCGGCACACAGGGCACUGGCCGGCCACCUUCUGGGGGGUGGGGGGAGAUGUGCUCUUUUUCAAAUUUCAAAUUUGUCAGCACUUCUGACAAAUUCUGGAUCUGGAAGCGGUUCUUGUGCUGCUGGGUGAGCCACUGUUUCUUCGUGGACCACUAAAUCCUGGACCCCUCAGCCCACCCACAGAGUUUGCAUUAAGCAAAAACCUUAAGUCAGAAAGGAAGUGGCCAGGGGUUAGAGCAGUGCUGUUGUUUCGCUUGGGAUGGAAUGGUUGGUUUGACCACGGUCUCCAGGCCUCCAGGCACUGUGUCUUCUCACCCAGCAUCACUGAGGCAGCCUUCCUGCUUUCCAGGGUGGAGCACACGGCCCUAGGGCCUCUGCCCCCGGGGCCCUCUCCUUAACCAGUUGGCACUCUGUUCCAGCCUCAAGUCCUGGGCUCCUUAAAAUGGAAUCAAGUGGUCUGUCACUAUGGGGUUUGCAGAAAACGCUGUUAAAACCAAGACCCCAGCUGGACUGAACUGGCUUAGUUACUGCCUCUCUGCUGUGUGGACACUGCCCCACUGCUACACUGCCAAGGCCGCCCAGCCUCAGAGUCCUGGCUUCUCUGCCACUUCGGUGCCCUGUGUGCGGGCCAGGGGACUGCCCUGCCUCUGCAGGCCACCGCAUCUGGGGACUCACUCGUGGAAGGCAUCUGUGAAGCCCCUGGCCACGGUGGGACCAGCGAGGAAGUGAUAAUGAAGUGCACAGACCCAGGGAUGCCUUUGGGAAGGCAUUUAUUUUUGUGAGGAGGCUAUAAAAUUAGCAUUUAAAUAUCCCCUUCCCUUCUCUCUGCCUCUCCCUGCCCGGCUCCCCCUCCCUCUUCCUCUCGCCUCCUGGAGGCCAGCCUCCUGAAAGGCCUCACCUUGAUCAGCUUGUCCUGACCUUUCACCUCUGGCCUUGAGGAGAGGACAGAAAGACGUGGCUUGGGAGAUGGAGGGGAGGCAGAAUGCCAUUGUCCUGCAUCACUGUGAGGGCCAGGGCCUGCUCCCGGAGACAUUUGCUGUGCAUAUUGGUGGUUCCGGUACAAGCCUGCUCUUAAAAACAACUCUGUUUGCAUGUAACUCACUCAUUCUUACCAGUCUCCUGCCCCCUGCUGGCUUUGUGAUGGCUCCAGCCAGUGGUCUUGUCAAGUGUUGGGGAGGGGGCCAUGGGCUCCUCUGUGAGCGUCUGGAGAUCUUGAGAUGCUGCCCCUGUGAAUACCCCCAACUGGGGAGAGAGCAGCCCAGGUGCCAGUACAGUCAAACUCUCCGCUCACUCUCGUUAGCAAUAGUGACUCAGAAGAUUGGGCUGCUUCCAAUGUCACCAGAAAGAGACCCAGGGCCCCCUGUGGUCACAUUUUCUAUCCCAACCAUUCUUGGGGUUACAACCUCCAUUUCUGGCUCCAAAAGAAUUCUCCCCACCCGAACCCCAAUACUAAAUGGAUCCAUGAUAAUUAAAAGAAGAGAGAAAAAUAUUUUUGUUAGGACAGACCAUCGUAGAUUUUUAGCAAUGUGUAUCUGUGUGUCCUUCACAACUUUUCCUAUUCUGCCUUUUUUUCAUUUUCCUUUUUUAAAAAAUAUUAUGUACUAUAUUUUUAGUCUCAAACACACUAUAUAUUAUAUAUAUUUAAUUUUUAUAUAUAAAUAUAAAUGUUCUAAAAAGUA
Messenger RNA from Myotis daubentonii (Daubenton's bat), 6624 nucleotides. RefSeq names its product kirre like nephrin family adhesion molecule 1 (gene KIRREL1). Lineage: Eukaryota; Metazoa; Chordata; Mammalia; Chiroptera; Vespertilionidae. The record is from RefSeq and is a predicted model, not a curated record. Gene Ontology annotation, cellular component: plasma membrane; cell-cell junction. Gene Ontology annotation, biological process: cell-cell adhesion. Gene Ontology annotation, molecular function: cell adhesion molecule binding.